GCCCCAAAGGUGCCGGAGGUCCGGGAUGUGACCAGGAUCGAGCGCAUUGGCGCCCACUCCCACAUCCGCGGCCUGGGCCUGGACGACGCCCUGGAGCCUCGCCAGGUGUCGCAAGGCAUGGUGGGCCAGCUGGCUGCCCGCCGCGCCGCCGGCGUCAUCGUGGAGAUGAUCAAAGAGGGGAAAAUCGCCGGCCGAGCCGUCCUCAUCGCCGGCCACCCCGGCACCGGCAAAACCGCCAUCACCAUGGGGAUGGCGCAGGCGCUGGGACCCAACACCCCCUUCACCGCCAUCGCCGGCAGCGAGGUCUUCUCCUUGGAGAUGAGCCGCACCGAGGCGCUCACCCAGGCUUUCCGCCGCUCCAUCGGCGUCCGCAUCAAGGAGGAGACGGAGAUCAUUGAAGGGGAGGUGGUGGAGAUUCAGAUCGAUCGGCCCGCGACCGGCACGGGCACCAAAGUGGGGAAGCUGACGUUGAAGACGACGGAGAUGGAGACCAUUUACGACCUGGGCACCAAAAUGAUCGAGUCCCUCACCAAGGAGAAGGUGCAGGCGGG
This is a messenger RNA of Mesitornis unicolor (brown roatelo), 551 nucleotides long. RefSeq names its product RuvB-like AAA ATPase 2 (gene RUVBL2). Gene Ontology annotation, molecular function: ATP binding; DNA helicase activity. NCBI's taxonomy places the organism in Eukaryota, Metazoa, Chordata, Aves, Mesitornithiformes, Mesitornithidae. The annotation marks the transcript as partial. Gene Ontology annotation, cellular component: R2TP complex; Swr1 complex; Ino80 complex. Gene Ontology annotation, biological process: box C/D snoRNP assembly; chromatin remodeling; regulation of transcription by RNA polymerase II. The transcript has 6 exons. The record is from RefSeq and is a predicted model, not a curated record.